Messenger RNA from Cylicocyclus nassatus, 1014 nucleotides. NCBI's taxonomy places the organism in Eukaryota, Metazoa, Nematoda, Chromadorea, Rhabditida, Strongylidae. The record is from the annotation of a GenBank genome assembly.
AUGACUACCUAUGGCAAGUGCGGGUAUAUAAAUCAAGCUACAUCUGAAUCUCUCAAGCUGUUCAAAUAUGGUGGAGUUCCUCAAAAACAACUAGGCAUUGAUUUGUUUCCUUAUUCUGUUCUUGUGAUAGCAGUGCCACCCUUCACAGUCGAAAUCACCAAAGGAGACGAGCGCCUAUGCUUCCAUCUUGAUUUGGUUAAAAGCGUUGAUGUUCAAGGAGAAUAUGAUUUUCGAGUUGAAGAGUUCUAUGUAGCUCCUGCAGCCAAAGAAGGCGAGAUGUCCCUGCUGAGGUUUAUGCAAGCAGCGGCAAAUAUAUCGACCCUCUCCUGUUUUUCUUGCCAUGCACAUGUAGGAGCUUGUGUUUGUCUGCUGUGUGUGAGUUAUCUGGUAGGAUCCAUGCCGCGACGUUCUUUGGUCGAUGACCCCUCAUUGUUUCUGUCAGCCUCGUUUUGGUUCAAGCGCACAGGUGCCUAUUUUUCUUCCAUUGUGUCAUCUAUGAAGGCUGUGUGUUUGUCUGCUGUGUGUGAGUUAUCAACACUUGGGUCCAUGACCCAACGUUCUUUAGUCGAAACGCUUUUUAUUGUUCCUUCAGAACUAACAAUGCAUGCCGUUUUCGAUAUACGCAUACAGGUACGUUUAGGAUUCUUCCUCAAAGUUGCUAACGUUUCAAAACGCAGGUGUGCCCAUCUCUCUUCUCAAAUGUUUCAUCUACGAUCUCAUUCAGUUGAAACGAAAGUUAUUACCCAUUUUGCCCGGAAGCGCAGUUUACUAUUGAAUCUCCGCCAUCUCAAGGUCCAUCACAACGUCUAUCUGUGGGAUAAUACAUUUCUUUCCAUAAAUCCUCUGCAUCUCUUCAAUCCUCUCCCACCAAGUUUGCUAGAUUGACAUGGCGUGAUGCCUACGCGAGGAAUUGACGGCGCUAAGUGAAGAAUAUUCAAGACUUGAUAAUAAAUUUGUCACACUUUCCUUGUAAUAAACUAUCAUCGAGCUGUUUGUGUGUCAAAAUAAACAUCG